AUGGCCCCUAAUAUCCUAAUCGGCACCGGCAGCUGGGGCCACAAUUUUGGAAUCGACCAAGUCCGCGACCAGAUGGCGCAGCUGGAUAAGCUGAAUUGUCGAGAGAUAGACUCGGGCGCUCUCUACCCCUUUACUAAUCCGGGAGUGGCAGAGACUUUCCUCGGCGAGAUCGGAUACGAAGGAAUUCUGCUCGAUACCAAGGCCAUGUGGUUCGAUGGGGGCAACAAUACCCUGACGGUCGACGCGGUUAACAUCUUCUACGCUCACGGUCCGGAUCACACUACUCCGCUGGAGGAGCAAGCCGCCGCGUUCGACGCUGUAUAUCGGGAGGGCAAAUGCGCGAAGACGGGCAUCUGCAACUUCUCCCCCGAAUCAUUCGCAGAAUACCUCGACAUCUGUGAGGAGAGGGGCUACGUGAAGCCAAGCGCCUUCCAGGGCCAGUACAACCUCCUAUGCCGCGGUUACGAGACUACACUGUUCCCCCUUCUUCAGAAACAUGGGAUUUCCUUCGUAGCAUACUCCCCCUUAGCCGGGGGAAUGCUAACAGGAAAGGUGACCCUAUCGAGCAAUAACCCCGACGCGCUCCGAGGGACCCGUUUUGAAGUCUCUAAAGACAAUCUCAUGGGAAUGGCAGGCAGGAACUGGUAUGACAAGCCGGUUUUCCACGAUGCGAUCCGCAAGCUCGAUGUUCUUUGUAAAACUCACGGGGUUGACAUGACUGAUGCUAGCAUGCGGUGGGUAUUACAUCACUCGAUCUUGGACGGAGAGAAGGGCGAUGGGGUUAUUAUCGGACCUCGAAACCAGCAUCAGUUGGAUAGCUACGCUGCCGCCAUUAAAGGAGGGCCACUGCCUCAAGCUCUCGUCGAGGGCAUGAACGGUCUCUGGGAAAAUGUAGCAGAUGAUGCUGCACCAAUCCUUGUUUACUAG
Molecule: messenger RNA, 927 nt
Organism: Daldinia childiae
Lineage: Eukaryota; Fungi; Ascomycota; Sordariomycetes; Xylariales; Hypoxylaceae
Product: Aflatoxin B1 aldehyde reductase member 2
Exons: 2
Coding region: 1-927 (308 amino acids)
Cellular component (GO): cytosol
Source: RefSeq, a predicted model, not a curated record